Messenger RNA from Exserohilum turcica Et28A, 3150 nucleotides. RefSeq names its product glycosyltransferase family 2 protein. Gene Ontology annotation, molecular function: chitin synthase activity. The record is from RefSeq and is a predicted model, not a curated record. Gene Ontology annotation, cellular component: cell septum; cell periphery. Lineage: Eukaryota; Fungi; Ascomycota; Dothideomycetes; Pleosporales; Pleosporaceae. The coding region runs from base 1 to 3150 and encodes 1049 amino acids. The transcript is spliced from 2 exons.
AUGUCGAGCGUAAACAGCCGUGCCGCCGCCCUCGGCGUGCCCAUGACGCCCUCGGAGGUGGGCAAGCAGCGCGCUGCUGAGGCCGAUAUCCACGACUUCCUGCGCGAGGCGGGCGAUGCGCUCAACACGUCGACGACGCACGCCAUUGACUGGACCGCGCCCUUGCAAGACCCAGACUUACCGUUGCACCCUUCUCGCAGACACCAAGAGCCCGCCUCCUCGCGCAUGUACCAGCCGCAGCAUGCGCCCUCGUCGGCCUCAGGCCUCUCGCGGACGCCCUCGCUGAUGGACAAUGCCCCGGCCAUGCCCCCGCCGCUCGACGACGACUAUGUCCCCUACCGCCGCCCGCUGUCGCCCGACCGCCCCUACUCGCCCACGCGCACCUCUGUCGACUACUCGCGCCCGCCCGCCUCGGUCAACUCGUACGAGCCCUACGACCUCCAUGGCACCCCCCGCCCAGGCAGCCCCGAGCGGCCGCUGCCGCCCCAGCCCUUGUUCCACGGCGGGGCGAGGCCCACGUCGCGCGACUCGGAGCGCACCAUGGACAUGAGCGACAUGCGCUCGAUGCCCAUGCACGACCACGACCAUGACGACGACCCCUUCACCGAAGUCGACGGCGAGCGCCCGGAUCUGCGGUCGCGCGACUCGUACAUGACCGACGACACCUACACCGACGUCUACACCGAGGCAGACGAGAAGGCCGAGCACUAUGGGCCCGCGCCCGACGGCGCACAGGCACGCCGCGGUGCGCGCAACGCCGUCAUGACCAAGAAGGAGGUUCGCCUCAUCAACGGUGAGCUCAUCCUCGAGUGCAAGAUCCCCACCAUUCUCUACAGUUUCCUGCCGCGGCGCGAUGACAUUGAGUUUACCCACAUGCGGUAUACCGCCGUGACGUGCGACCCCGACGACUUUGUCGACCGUGGCUACAAGCUGCGCCAGAACAUUGGCAACCCGCGCGAGACCGAGGUCUUCAUCGCCAUCACCAUGUACAACGAGAACGAGAUCGACUUUACCCGCACCAUGCACGGCGUCAUGCAGAACAUCAGCCACUUUUGCUCGCGUAUGAAGUCGAGAACAUGGGGCAAGGACGGGUGGCAGAAGAUUGUCGUCUGCAUCAUUGCCGACGGCCGUGGAAAGGUGCACCCGCGCACACUCGAUGCCAUUGCCGCCAUGGGCUGCUUCCAGGAGGGCAUUGCGAAGAACCACGUCAACCAGAAAGAGGUCACGGCCCACGUGUACGAAUACACGACGCAGGUUUCGCUGGACUCGGACCUCAAGUUCAAGGGUGCUGAAAAGGGCAUUGUGCCGUGCCAGAUGAUCUUCUGUCUGAAGGAGCGCAACACCAAGAAGCUCAACUCGCACCGUUGGUUCUUCAAUGCCUUUGGACGCGCCCUCAACCCUAAUGUGUGCAUAUUGCUCGACGUGGGAACCAAGCCCGGCCCCAAGGCGCUGUACCAUCUCUGGAAGGCAUUCGACACCGACUCGUCUGUCGCUGGAGCAGCCGGAGAGAUCAAGGCUGGCAAGGGAAAAGCCUGGCUCGGCCUGUUGAACCCGCUCGUUGCGUCGCAAAACUUUGAGUACAAAAUGUCCAACAUUCUCGACAAGCCCCUCGAGUCGGUCUUUGGCUACAUUACGGUGUUGCCCGGUGCGCUGUCGGCAUAUCGCUAUCACGCGCUGCAGAACGACCACACAGGCCAUGGUCCCCUUAGCCAGUACUUCAAGGGAGAGACGCUGCACGGCCAAGAUGCAGACGUGUUCACGGCCAACAUGUACUUGGCUGAAGAUCGUAUCCUGUGUUGGGAGCUGGUGGCCAAGCGGAGCGAACAAUGGGUUCUGAAGUAUGUCAAGGCGGCCACUGGAGAGACGGAUGUGCCAGACGCGGUGCCCGAGUUCAUUUCACAGCGUCGACGCUGGCUGAACGGUGCUUUCUUCGCGGCCGUGUACUCGCUCCUCCACUUCAAGCAGGUGUGGGCCACCGACCACACCAUCUGGCGCAAGAUCCUCCUCCACAUCGAAUUUGUCUACCAAUUCGUCCAGCUCCUGUUCACCUUCUUCUCCCUGGCCAACUUCUACCUCACCUUCUACUUUGUCGCUGGUUCCCUGUCCGAUCCCCAGAUGGACCCGUUCGGACACAACAUUGGAAAAUACAUCUUCUUCAUCCUGCGGUACACGUGCACGCUGCUCAUCUGCAUGCAGUUCAUCCUGUCCAUGGGCAACCGGCCCCAGGGUGCGAAGAAGAUGUUCUUCUGGAGCAUGGUCAUGUACGGCAUCAUCAUGGCAUACACGACCUUUGCCUCGUUCUACAUUGUCAUUGUCCAGCUCAAAGACCCCAAGGCCGAAAAGAGCAUCGGAAACAAUGUCUUCACCAACCUCAUCAUCUCGACGGCAACAACCAUUGGUCUCUACUUCCUCAUGUCGUUUAUGUACCUGGAUCCCUGGCACAUGUUUACCUCGAGCGCGCAGUACUUUGCCCUCCUGCCUUCGUACAUUGCUACACUCCAGGUGUACGCCUUCUGUAACACGCACGACAUCACGUGGGGAACCAAGGGAGACAACGUGGCCAAGACGGAUCUCGGAGACGCCAGGGGAAAGACGAAGAACGUAGUCGAACUGGAGAUGCCGUCGGAGCAACUCGACAUUGACAGCGGGUACGAUGAAGCCCUCCGCAACCUCCGCGACCGCGUCGAAGUGCCCGAGACGCCCAUUUCGGAAUCGCAGCAGCAGGAGGACUACUACCGCGCUGUGCGUACGUACAUGGUGGUCAUCUGGAUGAUUUCCAACGCUAUCCUCGCCAUGACGGUCAGCGAAGCGUACUCUGACCGCAAGGUCACAAACAACUUUUAUCUCACGUUUAUCCUGUGGGCUGUCGCCGCCCUUGCCUUUUUCCGUGCCAUUGGAUCGACCACCUUCUUGGUCAUCAACUCGAUCCAAGCCAUCAUGGAGACGAAGCUCAAGUGGCAGGACAAGAUUGACGACAAGAAGAGCAACAGGACGGGCCUCGGCGGAGGCAGAAAGUACGGCCGAAACAAGUGGUGGAAGUUUGGUUUCGGCGGCGGCGUAUCGUCGAGCUGGUUUUCGGGCAGCACCAUCUCGAGCAAGCUCAGCAGCAUGGCGCCGAGCAACUGGGGCGGAAGCAGCGUGGGACGCUAG